This is a messenger RNA of Suillus clintonianus, 1230 nucleotides long. RefSeq lists its product as uncharacterized. The transcript is spliced from 6 exons. The record is from RefSeq and is a predicted model, not a curated record. Lineage: Eukaryota; Fungi; Basidiomycota; Agaricomycetes; Boletales; Suillaceae. The coding region runs from base 306 to 1142 and encodes 278 amino acids.
AGUAUCUUGCAGUAAAAAGUUGGGUUCAAGUUGGUUGGACUGCAUGGCCGCCACUGAAGCGAACCCACGUUGCAAUCAUGAUCGCCAUGAUGCAGCCUAACGCAAACCAGCUCCCAAGCCUCGCUCCUUGAUACCUUAACCUAUCGAUAUAUCAGCACCAGUGCUCAGCUAGCACUGCACUGUCACAGCUGUGCUUCGACCGACGGUCGGACUAGGCGACAUGAAACAGUCCCUUGAGUACACGAGCAUCCUCUGUACCCGACUAUCACUAUCUCUCAUACCAUUCUAAUAUUUUCCAUUGCCAAAUGUCCAAACCCAUCCUGUACACAUUCGGUCAUUCGGUCUGGGCUGCCGCGCCAGAGCUUGCCUUGAUCGAGUUGGGAUAUACUCAGGACGAUGUCGAGAAGAAGGUUGUGAACCUUGCAGAGGGGGAGAAUUUCGCUCCUGCCUUCCUGGAUAUUAAUCCCCAAGGGACAGUGCCGACCCUCGAAGCCGGAGGAGAGGCAUACACCAGUACCGCUAAAGUCACAUCGUACCUCGUGGCCCAUGCUAGUAACCGUGCCACCGUCGCCCCUGGGACUGAGUUCAUGAGCAAAAUUCACCAAGAGCAAUACGACCCGAAUUUCCCCUUGCUGUCAGCCCGCCACGAGGACGAACUACGAAGCAAAGCGUCUGGACAUUCUAUGACGUUCGUCCAAAACCGUCAAAACGCAUUGUCAAAGCACUCAGGAACCCCCCAAAGCGUUGAUCACCGGAACUUUUAUGACGCAAAGGUCGCUGAGAAUGGCAAGGUUCUGUCGAUCUACCAAGCCAAGGCACCAGAGAACGUCAAGAACGGCUUCUUCGAAAUUUCUAGGGUUCAUUGGGACACCUUGAAGGCCUUCAUUCUAGACGAACUCCCUGACAUCCUUCCGGAGAGUGGUUUCCUUGGAGGCGACAUACCCGGUGAAGAUGACUUCCAUCUUGCAGCUUGGCUGGCACGCAUUGUCUUUGCCGCUGGUGGAGGAGACUCAAGCAGAGAUGGGGUGCAUUCUAUUGAGAAGGAGCUGGGCAAGCCAACUCCGGAAAGAGUUGUGUCAUACUGGACAGCAUGGAGCAGGAGGAAGAGUUGGCAAGAUGUGUAUGCCAAUGGACUGCAUUGAAUGCGUAUCCUAGAUUGUGGAUCGAUCAGAUAAUUUCAUAAUAUGCAGCGGUGAACUCAACCGCGCGCUAUGAGGUGCAAGAUUUACC